AAAAAGAAAUCUCAAAAGAAAAUAAAAAAGUCGUCUUUUUCUAUUUUUAAAGAAACGAAAAUAUAGAACAAAAAGUUGUCUCACAGAGAAGUUUCGUCUCUUGGGAGAGAGAUCUGAUCGGCUCAUAAAACAAUUCUUUCGUCUUCCUUUUCUUCUAAAUUUUCUCAAAUUCUAAAUCUUUUCUGUGGAAUAGAAUUCACAUUCCAAUUUUUUAAAGAUCUUUAAUAAUUUGAACUGUGAAUAAGAAUCCCUCCCAAAGGAACAGAAAAAAAAAAAUCUAAAAGCAUUUCUUUUUUUAUUAAGGAGAAAACAAAACAAAAGAUGGAUAGUUUGUGUCUGAAUACAAGCUUACACGGCGUCAUUCCAGCGAUCAAAGCGGUUGGAAGCGGCAUAAGCGGUUGCGGUGGAGUUGUCGAAGUUAGAGCAAACGCAGCGGCGCCAUCGCGCAAAAGAGGACCUUUUGGAUUCUCUUUCAAGCACCCAUUGACGCCGUUUUGGUCUCGCGGUGGUGGAAUUGCGUCGAGGAGACGUAGCGGCUUGGCUUUGGACGACGCCGUUUUGGUUGAUUCGAGAACGCCAAUCGCAGAGGAAACGCCGGCGGUGGAAAUGGAGACGGAGAGGCGAAAUGGGAGCUGGGUUUUGAAGAUUUUAGAUGUGCAAUCUUUGUGGAGAGACGGAGAGGUAAUAGUAGAAGAAGAAAAAGAGGAGGAUGAUGAAGAUGAGGAAGAAGAGGUGAAGGGGGAAGCAAACGACGCCGUAUCACCUGAAGAGGAAGAUGGUGGAUGUGAUGUAUGUUACGAAGAAAACAAAUUUAAGCUGGACAGAGACUCAUUCUCUAAAUUGCUGAAAAGGGUUUCCUUGCACGAAUCAAAACUUUAUGCUCAAAUGUCAUAUCUGGGAAACUUGGCAUAUUCGAUUUCUAAAAUAAAGCCUGCGAAUCUCUCCAAGUAUUACGGUCUUAGGUUCGUUACUUCAUCAGCUGAGAAAACAGAGUUGGCUCUAAAGGCUAAAGUUUUAAAUGAGACCAAACCAAAGGAGGAAGAAGAAGAAGUUAAAGGCGGAGAGGAGGAGAAGGACAAAAGUCGAAAGAUUAGUGCUUCUGCUGCAUAUGAGAUGGUUGCAUCAGCUGCUUCUUACCUCCACUCUCGCACCAACAACAUUCUUCCUUUCACUUCCUCAUCCAAAAACGAAAAUUCAGACAAAAGGGACGAGAAUUCAUCGUCAGAGGUUGCUUCUUGUUUGACCGAUUCUGUUACUUCUGUUGUUGCUGCUGAAGAAGAUGUGAAACAAGCCGUUGCUGAUGAUUUGAAAUCAACAAUCUCCUCUCCUUGCGAUUGGUUUAUAUGCGACGAUGAUCAAACUCUCACUAGAUUCAUUGUCAUUCAGGGAUCUGAGUCUCUAGCUUCUUGGCAAGCAAACCUACUCUUCGAACCAAUCGAAUUCGAGGAACUAGGUGUGAUUGUUCACAGAGGAAUAUACGAAGCUGCUAAAGGAAUGUAUGAACAAAUGCUACCUGAAGUCAAAUCCCACUUCAAAACCCACGGAAACAGAGCUAAGUUCCGUUUCACCGGACAUUCACUAGGAGGAAGCUUAUCUUUACUACUAAACCUAAUGUUACUUGUUCGAGGCCAAGUACCUGCUUCUUCUCUACUCCCUGUUAUAACAUUCGGUGCGCCUUUUGUACUAUGUGGAGGCGACGGUCUUCUCAAAAAGCUAGGCCUUCCUAAAAGCCAUGUUCAAGCUAUUACAAUGCACCGUGACAUUGUCCCAAGAGCUUUCUCUUGUAACUACCCUUACCAUGUAGCAGAGCUUCUCAAAGCUGUAAACGGCAACUUCCGUAGCCAUCCUUGUCUCAACAAGCAGAGUAUGUUGUAUUCUCCCAUGGGAGAGCUUCUGAUCCUUCAGCCUGAUGAAUCAUUCUCUCCCGGACACGAGCUUCUUCCUCCGGGAAACGGUUUGUAUCUUCUUGAAGACACGGAGGAGGAGGAAGAGAGGUUAAGAGCCGCGCAGACGGUUUUCUUGAACACGCCGCAUCCUCUCGACAUUCUUGGCGACAGGGCGGCUUACGGGUCGAGCGGGACAAUACAGAGGGACCAUGAUAUGAACUCUUAUCUGAAAGCGGUUAGGAGUGUGAUAAGAAAAGAAGUGAGUCAGAUAAGGAGGGAGAAGAGGGAGCAUCGCCGGAGUCUCUGGUGGCCUAUUCUGGUGGCUAGGGAAAGCGGCGGGGGGAGCUCGGGGGUUGCGAUUGGUAACGGACAAAUAAACAACGGUCAAGAUUUCUCGGGGAUGAUGAAGACAGGGAGGAAGUCGUUGCAGAGGUUUAGCCGCCUUGUGGCGUCUCAGCAUAUGCCUUUGAUCGUUGUUCUGUUGUUUCCCGUUAAGUUGAUGCUCCUUAACGUCUUUAGUUUCCGUUGAAAAAUUGUUUGUUUUCUGGCGGGUUAAAAGUCGUUGGCUUAUACCGGUUUAGACCGGUUUAGUCCAUUCUUUAUUCAUGUAUAUUUUGUUUGUUUGUUGUGGGCCCAUUGGAAGCUUUUUCUUGUUAGAUUCAUUGGUUUCAUGCGUAAAGAUUGUGGAAAAAGUUUAUAACAAGUGGGCAAAACCAAUUUGAUUAGUUUAGAAUCUUAGAUUGGCCAGCAAUCAGCUAUGUGUGUGCAAAAAUCAUACUUAAGGUUUCUUUCCUUUUGACUAGUGACAUUAAUCUUUAUUAAGAUAGCGAAAGCAUGAGAUCUACAAAUCAUUCCAACUUCAAUUAUUGUGAGAAUGGGAAGAUAUUUGUGAAACUGUGACAUGGUUUGUAUCAGCGAAUUAUUUAUUUUUGUCGUAUCAGAUCAUCGAAUUUGGAUUAGUCGCAUUCUAUUUUGC
Molecule: messenger RNA, 2862 nt
Organism: Eruca vesicaria subsp. sativa (arugula)
Lineage: Eukaryota; Viridiplantae; Streptophyta; Magnoliopsida; Brassicales; Brassicaceae
Source: the annotation of a GenBank genome assembly